Molecule: messenger RNA, 1305 nt
Organism: Cavenderia fasciculata
Lineage: Eukaryota; Evosea; Eumycetozoa; Acytosteliales; Cavenderiaceae
Exons: 2
Coding region: 1-1305 (434 amino acids)
Source: RefSeq, a predicted model, not a curated record
AUGGAUCAACAACAACAACAAGAAACAUUUAAAAAGGAAAGGUUAAAAUUGUGGACACAAUCUUUACAAUCAAGGUUUGAAUUAAAUACAGAUAUAAAUAAUUCUAAAAAAUGGGUUGCCAUUCAACUUCAAAAUAAUAAUCAAAAUAAUCAAAAUAAUCAAAAUAAUAAUAAUGAUUCAAUCAUUAAAUACUGGAAAUCAAAUAGAGAUGAUUUAAAUAGUGUAAAUUCUAAAUUUGAAAUCAUAAUUGAAAAGAAUCCUAUCAAUGUAUCACACUUUAUAGCAGACCAAACAAAAUAUUGUUAUUGGAAUAGGUUAUUGACAGAUUGUAGUUUGGUUUGUGAUUUGAUUGAUUCUAGUUUGGCUAAAUCAUUCCAACACUCCGCAUUGAUGUAUGCAAAACCAUCGGUUAGAUUGCCAGGUAGAGAUGUAUGCUUUAUGAAAUAUAUAGGACCACAUCCUACAAUUGAAGAUGGGUUUGUGGUUAGUCUCAAAUCAGUAUCAACUCCUCUUUGUCCACCCACCGCAGAUAAUACUCGAAUGUCAAUAGACUAUGGAUUUUCAAUUGAACCUUUUAGUGACAAUGGAUUGGAAUAUUCACGAGUAACUAUUUGUCUUGGCAUUGACUUUAAAAAUGCUAAAGCCCAAGUUGGUCCUCUGGAUAAUUGGACAACUCAUUAUAUACAAGACUACCAAACACACUCAAUUCAAUUGGUUGAGAAAUUGAAAAUAUUCUCAGAGAUGGAAACCAACAAUCCAACACUAACCAUUCAACAACAAAAAAAUUCAAAAAAGAAAAAGAAACCUACAAACAAAGAACAACAAUCAACUAGUACACUCUCUCCUCCACCUCCACCACCUCUUCCAACAACAACAUCUUCAGAUUUAAAAUCAAUGAAAAAAAUCAUAUUUAUUGAUAAUAAUAAUAUAUUUCAUAAAAAGAAAAAGGCAGGUCAUAAAGGUCAAUUUUCAAAUGACAUCGAUGUAGAAGAGAUUGAUCAAUUUACAAGUUUUAAAAAGAUUUUUGAAAGUCCAUUUUUCUCAAUCAAUCCACACCAGAAAUGCCAAAAUAUUACAAAUUGGGUAAACUCCCCAGCAGCUGAGGAAUUUAUAAACUCUAAUCAAUCAAUCAAUCAAAAUAUAACUUAUAAAUCAACUAUUUAUCCUUUUCAAGAAAUGAAUAAUAUAUUUGGUUUUAAUCAUAUUAAUAAUAAUAUUAAUAAUAAUAAUUUAUUAACAUCAACAACAACUACUACUACUACAUCUUCUUCUUUCUUCUUCUUCUUCUACUACUACAACAAAUGA